This is a messenger RNA of Anopheles stephensi (Asian malaria mosquito), 1931 nucleotides long. RefSeq names its product cytochrome P450 6A1-like. Lineage: Eukaryota; Metazoa; Arthropoda; Insecta; Diptera; Culicidae. Gene Ontology annotation, molecular function: oxidoreductase activity, acting on paired donors, with incorporation or reduction of molecular oxygen; heme binding; iron ion binding. The coding region runs from base 185 to 1687 and encodes 500 amino acids. The record is from RefSeq and is a predicted model, not a curated record. The transcript is spliced from 2 exons.
AUUCCGGACCUUGUUUAUCUGCCUCGAAUACACGGUAAAUGGUAAUUAUGCGGCAAUCAGCAACGAUUAUCGCUGAUAAAAUGUGAAACAAUCGGUUCCAAAUCACUUGCAAUGAGUUAUUGUACUGCAUGACGUAAAAACACUCACGAGGCAAUUCAGUUGCAGUACUGUGCUAGCUGUAGUCAUGUUCAGUCAUCUACUUUUAGUGGCCAGUCUUGGUCUGUUGUGGGUGUAUCUACAUUUCAAGCAACGUUACCGCUUCUGGGCGGAUCUUAAGGUGCCUUAUCUGGAGCCAUCCUUCCCGGCUGGAAACGUACCCGAUACACUGAAGCCAACCAUACACUUUGCGCACAUUAUUGAAAAGCUGUACAGGAAGCUGAAGUCGCGUGGUGAUUAUGUGGGGAUUUACUUCUUCCGCGAUCCGGUGCUGUUGGUCCUGUCGCCUGAGUUUGCCCGGACGAUUCUUGUGAAAGAUUUUAACUACUUUAUCGAUCGCGGAGUGUACAGCAAUGAAGAGGUGGAUCCGCUUUCUGCUAAUCUCUUCUUCAUGGAGGGUAACCGAUGGAGAAAGCUACGUUCAAAGCUGGCACCAACCUUUACGUCCGGGAAGUUGAAAGCAAUGUUCCACACGAUAGUGGACGUAGGCAACCGAUUGGAUCAGUAUCUGGCAGAACGAUGCACCCAAGAACAGCGACUCGAUAUCAAGGAGCUGCUUGCACGGUUCCUGACCGACGUGAUCGGAUCGUGCGCGUUCGGAAUCGACUGUAACAGCAUAGACAACCCAAACUCUCAGUUCCGGGUGAUGGGCAAACGUAUGAUAAACCUACCCAAGCUAAAGGCACUGAAAGUGUUCUUCGCCAUGAUGUUCCGGAAGCAGGCGCGAGCCCUCGGCAUACGGUUUAACGACAAAGAUGUGUCCGACUUUUUCCUGAACGUUGUCCGGGACACGAUUCGCUAUCGUGAGGAAAACAACGUACGAAGGGAUGACUUUAUGCAGCUUCUGAUCGACAUGAUGAAGGUGAAUGGUGCUGGAAAUGGGGAAUGCUUAACGUUCGAAGAGAUUGCCGCACAAGCAUUUGUGUUUUUCUUUGCCGGAUUCGAAACGUCUGCGACCACCAUAACGUGUGCCUUGCAUCUGCUAGCCAAGCAUCCUGAAGUGCAGGACGAAGCAAGGAAAUGUGUUCGUGAUGUACUGGCUAAAUACGACAAUAAGCUUUCGUACGAUGCCGUGAUGGAGAUGGAGUACAUUGGAUCGAUCAUAAACGAGACACUUCGGAUGUAUCCACCGGUGGCAACUCUGCACAGAAUAACGACACAACCCUAUCAACUACCGAACGGAUCCAUCCUACCGGAAGGGAUUGGAGUAAUUCUACCGAAUCUAGCCUUCCAAAACGAUCCCGAUCACUUCCCAAACCCACGGGACUUUCAACCGGAACGAUUUUCGGUUAAGAAUGAUUUUAAGAACAAUUUUAGCUACCUUCCGUUCGGAGAAGGUCCUCGGAUAUGUAUCGGGAUGCGAUUCGGAUUGCUUCAAACACGGCUCGGAUUGGCUAUGCUGGUGAGGAAUUAUAGCUUCACCAUUGAUCCUGCCGAAGCCGAACGUCCGCUACGGAUCGAUCCGAUCAAUCUGUUGCAUGGACCAGCGGGAGAAGUAUGGUUGAACGUUAAACGUAUUGAUAACCUGUAAAGGAAGAAGAGUUUUCAGAAGCUUCCGUUAAUCCAUAACCAUCAAAGCAAAGCUUAUCCUCUAAGUCUACAAACGACACAGUCGUUGAGUUGUGGUAUAUCAGUUAAUUUCAUGGGAAAUGCCUACUCAACAUGGGAAGAGAGAUGAUGCAUACUAUCACCAACCUUCAAAUGUAUCUUUUAAAGAGCCGCAUGAGGUCUCAAAGACCCAAAGCCUCUAUAAAUAAACGACCAAAAAAGUAAAA